UUCUUCGCAGGGAGCAGCGCGUCUUCUUGUCCUCCAAAAUGUCCAAGUUACAGCAGCUCAGACUCUUCGUGAAUGAGCGUCUGACAGCAGCAGCGGAGGAAAUCUUCGGCGCCGUGGAGAGAACCAUAUUAGAGUUUCACACUGACAAAGCUUUUGUGUCCCAGUCGGAAGAUGUGAAGCCCAGCGAGCUGCUAAUGCUAGCCGAGGCUCUGAAAGCGGAGGAGGAGGAGGUGUUCCCGGCAGGCUCCCAACAGGUGAGUGUAUCCGAAGCAGAGGUCUCCACACAGACAACAUGUGCUCAGGCCAGUCAGCUGUUGGUGAAGCAGGACACACUGAGAGCAGGCUUUCUGGUAAAUCAGGAACACUGGCCGAGAGGAGACAAAGGCCAGCUGCAGGAUCUGUUACACUGUGAAGCUGUGGCUUGUUUCAAAUCUGAACAGAGCGCAGGGUCCCCCUCCUCAUGCUUUCAAAGCCAAAGUGUGGCAAGCACACAGGGAGUAGUGCUUUUCCCCCAUGCCUCAACAGAGUCUAAAAACAUUAAGCAGGAAGCAGAUGGAUGUGGAGGAUCGGAUUUCUGCCAGCCCAUCUCGUCAGAUAGUGGGGCUGAAAAUGAUGCCUGUGAUAAUGAAAGGAUGGAGAGCAGAGCAUCCAAUUCAAAGACAGUGCAGCCAAAAACAAAGGCAAAGCAAAAGCAGAAGCAGAAGAGUUCCAGCUUAAGCACUAAGAAAAGGACAAGUCCUUUCUGUUGUAAGCUCUGUGGAGAAUCUUUCUGCCACAGGAAUUCAUUGAUGAUUCACCUGAAAACACACGGAGACUGUGCACUGCAGCACAUAGAAACACACAAGGAGGACAAUCUGUGUCACGUCUGUGGCAAAACAUUCACCACAAAGACCCAUUUAAAAAGGCACAUGCUGAUCCACACGGGUCAGAAGCCUCACUGCUGCAAGGAGUGCGGCAGGAGAUUCGCACGAGGCGAGUGUUUGAGAGUGCACAUGAGGAUCCACACAGUGGAGAGGCCGUACACAUGUGGAGUGUGUGAGAAAGGAUUCAGACAGAGAAGUAAUCUAAUUACUCACAUGAGAAAGCAUACGGGAGAGAAACCUUACCGCUGUGGAAUCUGCUCAAGACCAUUUGCAUACAAGAAGGACAUGCUGAGACACACGCAGAUCCACACAAAGACGUGAAAAACUCAGUCCACCGUGAUAAGCUUUGGUCUAGUACUUCUGAGUUCAACUUGUUUGCCAUUAUAAAAUUUUUUUCCUUUUGGUUAAGUGUGAAAAAAGAGAUGGUGAAAGUGUGUUUAUUAAUAGAGCAAAGUGCAUUUUCAAAAUGCUUGUUGUAGAUUGCAAGGGCUAGGCAGUUAAUCCCAUUUUAACCUCCUUUACUACUACAACUUCCAACAGUUGCUGCUGCCUGUAUGUAUUCAUACCUGUCUGCAUGGUCAGACGUCUCAGUUGAGACUGUGGGCCACCAGAAGCUGCCUAGUCUUCUACCAGAUGAAAGUGUCUUUGUCAUUUAUUUGAUUUCCAAUUGAAUUAUAUUUUUUGACAUUAAGCAGGCCUACAAAGUGUCUCACAAGAGCAACAUAAAAUUACAUGUUAUGGGUGUGUUCAUUUGUGUGAACAGCCUUUUCUGUUUUUAAGGGUAUCAACAGGGCACUGUUCCAGAAAACAGUUUUAGCUAACAGCUCUGAGUUAUGUAACCUUGAGUUUCUGUUCCAGAGUCGACUUCAGUUCUGAUUCAGUCACUAGGGUAAUGGCUAAUCCCUCAUGCUUCCGUUUAUUUCCUCACUAUAAAUCCAAGGGUUUUUAUAAAUUUUUAUACAUAUGGAUAUAUCUGUCCAUAGAUGUAGAUAUAUAUUCUUUCAUGGGACAACACUGAAGAUAUGACACUUUGAUACAAUGUAGUCAGUGUACAGCUUGUACAACAGUGUAAAUUUGCUGUCACCUCAAAAUAAGUCAACAUUACCCCUAAGUGAAAAUGCCCAAAGUGUCAAUAUUUUGUGUUGCAACCACUGGUCUCAUCAGACCAGAGGUAAUCCAUGUCCUUAGUCUGCUUGUCUUCAGCAAACUGUUUGCGGGCUUUCUUGUACAUUAUCUUUAGACGAGGCUUCCUUCUGGGACGACAGCCAUGUGAUGCAGUGUGUGGCGUAUGGUCUGAGCACUGACAGGCUGAUCUUUGACACCUUCUGCAGCAAUGCUGGUACUCACUUUUGUUGCCAGUGGUUUAGACGUUAAUGGCUGUAUGUUGAGUUAUUUUGAGGUAAAAGCAAAUUUACACUGUUGUACAAGCUGUACACUGACUACUUUACUUUGUAUCAAAGUGUCAUAUCUUCAGUGUUGUCCCAUGAAAUAUUUACAAAAAUGUGAGGGGUGUACUCACUUUUGUGAGAUAUAUAUAUUUUAUUUAUUUAUUUUCUUCUCCCCUCCUGCUUCUUAGCCAUCGUGAUCCACACUGACACAGUGAUAUUCCUCAGUCCACUGGGUUCGAAGUGAGGCUGUGCUUUCUUGGAGAAUCUUGGUGUCAGAGCUCCACUGAUGAUGGUUUUCUUUCUGUACUCAUAAAUGUGCUCAACCCCAUCCUGAACAUACAGUUGUAUUGAACUAACUGGUCAGCUCUUCUGGAAUGAGAAGCCCAGAGUUAUUGACAUCAGAUUUAACCAACUCACUCUAUUUCUAAACUCAGAUUUUGUUAAACAUGCUUCCCGGAAUAGGGCUUUGGUUGGGUCUUCCAGAGCCCUAUUCCGGGAGCGCGUUAAGGAGAAGCCCCCAAAGUCACCAAAGCGAUCGUUUACCGUCUGUGUGAACCCUGCUUCUCGCCUGUAGGUUCUUAUGGACUGUAGGAAAGUCUUCAAUGUUGCUGUUGGAAGAAUUCAAAUGGUAUAAGUGUGUCCAGUGAUUGACUGAAUGGGACAUGGGCAAUCGCUAAAAUGUUUGCAUUGUAAACAGCAUUUGUUUGAAAAAAUUAUAUCAGCAUUAAUAACAUGAAGAUCUAAGAAUCUUCUUAAACUUGAGCCUGUAUAAGAACUUGAGCAAAGCUGUCAUCUGUCUGUUGUGAAUGAGUUACUUCUGUCAGUUUGAAGAUCCCUCUCAAAGUACUCUAAUCAGUUAAACUUGCAGUUACAUUUGACUUAUACUGCUAUAAAAUAAGGACACAAAUGCACCUUAUUUUGCUGUUGCAUAGAUUUCCAUAUUCUACAGGUUUUCCCAUAUAUAACGUUUAAUGUAAUAAAAACAUUAUCAUACUUAAUUGCAUGCUCCCCUUGCACCACAGUUAGUGGUCAGAGUUAGGUCCAUAGUUUUUGGGGGGCAUACACAGUUUUUGUAGUUUUGCUGAUAUACACAGCUGUUUAAGUCAGAAUGUGUGAUCGAAGUGCAGACGUUUAGCUUUAAACAAGGGGUUUAACAAAAGUAUUGCAUUAACUGUUUAGGAAUUACAGCCUUUUAUUUUCUUUCUUUCUUUUCUUAUUCAUAGUCCCCAAUUUUUUGAGGCCCAGAAGUAAUGAGAGAAUUGACAAGUAGUCAGACAUUACUAAUAAGAAAUUCUAGCGUGGCUUUAGUGAUACACUUUGGGUCAUUAUCAAUUUGCACUGUGACACAAUCAGUUUUGCAGCAUUUGGCUGAAUCUGAGCACAGAGUGUAGCCCUGUACACUUUAAAGUGCAUCCUAUCAGCAGUUCCAUCAUCACACAAUAGAGAGCUGGUUCUUUUAGCACUUUGUGGUAAACGCUCUGUGUUUUCAUUGAUCACCUUGACAGUGACACACCUACUUCAUCAAGAGUGUUCUUUAGUUUGUUAGAUGUGAAGUUUCUUAAACCACAUCUUUGAACUAAAAUUACAAUGAAAAUCUAUAAAAUCCAAAUUCAACACCUUGAAUCAACUUAUAUGUUUUCCUCAUUUGUGAUAGAGUAUCAGGGGAAGUGACCUAACCUGACCUAAGUCAGUCAAUUGUCUCAUUAGUUUUGCCUCUAAAAAUGGGGGACUAUGUAAAAACACAGGUAAUCCAUCAUUGUUAAAUGUCUGUUAUUGAAUCAAAUUUUUGAAUUUAAAUCCUAUAUUGAUUGAUUUAAAAUCCACCAUGGUGGUAUAAGGAGGAAAAACUACAAAAAUUAUCUUUUUCUAACAAACGAUAGCCCUAAUGCCAACCGCCUCUUUCCAUAACGCCAUCAAAACACCAUAUUUAAAUGUAAUUAAAUGGUUUAAGCUGAUGCAGGGAUGCUGUUUGAGUGAAUGAGAUCCUUUAAACAUCUAAUGAUGUAUUUUGUUGAAAGAAAGUGUAUUAUGUGCUUUUCAGGCAUUAAAAUGCAUGUAAGAUGUUGCUGAAUAAAAUGACAUGUUUUCUGUAGACAAUCAUGUACAGUGCAUUAAUCAAAAUAAAUGUAAUGUGCCUAAGGUUCCUCAAAAUCCAGACGUUACAUUUGUU
This is a messenger RNA of Pelmatolapia mariae (spotted tilapia), 4421 nucleotides long. RefSeq names its product zinc finger protein with KRAB and SCAN domains 8-like. The transcript has 2 exons. NCBI's taxonomy places the organism in Eukaryota, Metazoa, Chordata, Actinopteri, Cichliformes, Cichlidae. Gene Ontology annotation, biological process: regulation of transcription by RNA polymerase II. Bases 39 to 1184 code for a protein of 381 amino acids. The record is from RefSeq and is a predicted model, not a curated record. Gene Ontology annotation, molecular function: DNA-binding transcription factor activity, RNA polymerase II-specific; RNA polymerase II cis-regulatory region sequence-specific DNA binding.